Molecule: messenger RNA, 854 nt
Organism: Malus domestica (apple)
Lineage: Eukaryota; Viridiplantae; Streptophyta; Magnoliopsida; Rosales; Rosaceae
Product: protein PLANT CADMIUM RESISTANCE 2-like
Source: RefSeq, a predicted model, not a curated record
AAGACGGGGGAUUGCAAUUUUUUUUUUCCCAGUUCACCUCCGGGUGCCGCGUGACUAAUAAAAAAAUAGAAAUACGUUCUUACGUUUUACAAUAUCAGUCAAGUCAACAUUAGAAAAACCUGACGAAAUUCAGGUGGAUACACUGACACUGACUGAACCUUAUUUUACUACUUCUCACGAAGACAUGAGCUCCCAAAGUGGCCACAGUCGCCAUCGCGACCUCGUUCCUUGGUCCACCGGGCUCUUCGACUGCUGCUCCGAUCCAAAAAACUGUUGCAUAACACUUUGGUGUCCAUGCAUCACUUUUGGCAAAAUUGCAGAGAUUGUCGAUAAGGGUUCUACAUCUUGUGGCGCAAGUGGAGCGCUGUACACACUGAUUGCUUUUGUGACGGCUUUUCCAUGUAUCUAUUCAUGCGUCUACCGCUCCAAAAUGAGACAGCAAUACAGCCUGGAAGAGAGCCCUUGUGGUGACUGCUUGGUUCAUUGCUUCUGUGAGGGCUGCGCCUUGUGCCAAGAGUACCGCGAGCUCAAGUCUCGCGGUUUCGACAUGAAACUUGGAUGGAAUGGAAACAUGAAGGAAAGGGAAGUUGGAAUGAGUCCGGUGGUGGAGAAAGGCAUGAGGCGAGAUAAAUGAAACACCAUGUAGACUGUGGUUCACUACGAUUAUCUCAGUGUAUUUUUAGAACAUAGUAGAGUUUUCGACACUAUAACUUAUAUACUGUAUUUAAUGUGUACUUAAGUUUGUUGUCAUGCUUUUAUACAUGGGUAUGUACAAUGUAUGAAAUAUGAAUAACGGUUGUAAUAUGAGCGUCAUGUAUAAUGAUACAAAUAAAUAAUAUGGUUUUUAUCAUAAA